Molecule: messenger RNA, 2866 nt
Organism: Cyprinus carpio (common carp)
Lineage: Eukaryota; Metazoa; Chordata; Actinopteri; Cypriniformes; Cyprinidae
Gene: camk1ga
Product: calcium/calmodulin-dependent protein kinase IGa
Exons: 12
Coding region: 1331-2338 (335 amino acids)
Biological process (GO): peptidyl-serine phosphorylation
Cellular component (GO): intracellular anatomical structure
Molecular function (GO): ATP binding; calcium/calmodulin-dependent protein kinase activity; calmodulin binding
Source: RefSeq, a predicted model, not a curated record
GAACAAUUACGAGGCAGUGCUGUGAAGGUUUAUGAACCUUUACAAACUAUUUUAAACUGUUAUAAAGCUAUAAGAUCUUACAACACAUUAUUAAGGUUAUGAAGCUUUAUGGAAUAUGCAGCACUGUAAGGUGUUCUGAACCAUUGAAUCAGAUGUUGUGAAAUCUUAUGAAGCUUAAUGAGUUGUUAUUAAAGUCGUCCAAUGAAGCUAUGCUACAAAGCUUUAAGAGACAAUAUAAGCUCAUAUGAUAUUUUAUGAAGGGUUAUGAAGCAUCUUGAAGUGUUUUGAAGCUUUAUGAGGCACUGUAAGGUGUUAGAAAGCUUCAUCAGACAUACUGGACCACUAUAAAGCAUUAUAAAGUGUUAUGAAACUUUAUGAAGCUUUAUAAGCUCUAAUGGAGCUGUAUGAAGUGUUAUAAGAAGUAUUAUGAGGGCAGUGUAAGGUGUUUCAAAGCUUUGCAAGGCAUACUAAGGAAUAGAGAAGAAUUAAGAGGUGAAUCAUUAAGCCGUUAUACAGCUCUGAGAUAUUAUAAGAGUCAGGAAAUCUUUUGAAUUAUCUGUAAGUUGAUAUAGUGGUUUGUUGACCAUUUUGUCACCUGUCAGUCUUCAUCUGCGGGUGAAUGAGACACAGACAUCAGAGAACAUCCUGACACUAGUCAAUUAGAGGAUUACUGAGCGGUGAAUGUACAUGGGUUUACCAAGCUACACUACAGGGACAUACUUGCCUCCAGAAGAGAACUAAAUCUGACGAAUCUUUGCUAAUUGUGUUAAGUUUAACGACUGCUUCCUGUAAAUUAUGGAUGAAUUGAGUGCCGUAAUUGGAUUCUGUAGACCUUCAUGUUGAUUACAGUAUGUUUGGAGAGUUGGCAAGGUCUGACUGACUUCACAAAAUCAUCCACUCAUUAAUUAAAUGGUAACUAAUGUGAUAAACUUGCUGUUGGAGUGUGCUUUCACACAUAGAUGGUUUGAGAAGGUGCCAAGCAUGGUGAGAACAUUGGGUGGUUGCAGUGGUGUUCGGGAUUAAAGGCAUUGUGGGCUAAUCAGUCAUGAGGGGCAGCACUGGGUCUCUUAUAUAACACACAGUAAUCCUCCUCCUAGGACGGUUAUUCAUGGGACAGGUGGACUCAUGAUUGACCAGGGGCUCGUUUUCUGAGGUUUACCUGGUGCGAGAGAGAAAGACGGGGAGCUUCUACGCCCUGAAGUGUGUGAAGAAGAAACAGCUGCACCACUCCAACCUUGAGAACGAGAUCAAAGUGCUGAAGAGGAUAAAGCAUGAUAAUGUGGUGGGGCUGGAAGAUUUCUACGAAACGAGGACACACUAUUACCUGGUCAUGGAGCUGGUGUCGGGUGGAGAGCUCUUCGACCGUAUUCUGGAUCGAGGUGUUUACACGGAAAAGGACGCCAGCUGUGUGAUCAAACAGGUCCUGGAGGCCGUUUCCUACCUGCAUCAGAACAGCAUCGUCCACAGAGACCUGAAGCCUGAGAACCUGUUGUACUACAGUCCAGAGGAGAACGCCAAGAUCAUGAUCAGCGACUUCGGUCUGUCCAAGAUGGCUGAUCACGGUGUGAUGUCCACAGCCUGCGGAACACCAGGAUAUGUUGCUCCGGAGGUUCUGGGUCAGAAACCGUACAGUAAAGCUGUGGACUGCUGGUCUAUCGGAGUCAUAACCUACAUCUUGCUGAGCGGCUACCCGCCGUUUUAUGAGGAGAACGAAACGCGCCUGUUCUCCAAAAUCAUGAAGGCAGAAUACGCCUUCCACUCUCCGUACUGGGACGAAAUCUCUGAGUCAGCAAAGGACUUCAUCAGGCACAUGCUGGAGAAGAACCCUAACAAACGCUUCACCACCGAACAAGCACUCAGUCAUCCAUGGAUCAGUGGAGACACGGCACACAAUGACAACAUCAUUCAUUCGGUCUGUGAGCAGAUGCAGAAGAACUUUGCCAGAUCUAAAUGGAAGCGGGUCAUUAACGUGACGGUGGUGGUCAGUCACAUGCGGCGGCUCCAGCUGGCACACGCUGACCCUCUGGCCCCGGCCCCGCUCAUCCAGGUGCUGGACGUGUCGUCUCCCGGCCCGCCCCCCAAUGAGCUGGACACCAAUGGGAACCCCUCGUGCAGUCACAUGACCCUGUCGCCUCACGCUGAUGUCAGCAGGGGGCGGAGCCAGCUCAAGGCCUGCAAGAGCGAGCCGAUGCACGCGCUGGUCGUCAGUGAGACGGGGCAACACACGUAUCACUCCGAGUCCGACCUGCCCUGCGCCGCUAACAGAUCAGACAAAGUGACAUGUUGCACAGAUGGGCGGGGCCAGUCCCUGCAGACCGGGGUUUGCUCUGUGAUGUAACCGUCUGAUUGACAGCUGUCAGUCAAAUGAAAUCCUGCGCUCGUAGGAUGAUCAAGUGUGUGUUUUUCACAGUCAUUUCGGGAUCCAUCGCAAGCCGAGUGCCAAUCGCUCACACACACGUCUAUGUCUCAAAUCUUCAUCUCUCACUAGCGAAAGUGUCAUUUUGAGGAGUUCGAGAAUAUCAUUUCUUUCAGGAAUUCAGGAUGAGGCAGGUUUAUUGUAUUAUUAUCAUACGAUAGUCGUAUUUGGGCCAAUGGCGGUGCAUCAUGGGAAGGGCGGAUCACAUGUGCCACUGUUUUACUGUGAACGGCUGCAGGUUUGAGUGUUUUUAAGCUAAGAACUGUGUUUAAAUCUUAUUUUCUUAUUUUAAACACGCUGUUGUAUUCUCUAUAUUUAUGUUUUAUAAAUGCAUAUGAGAUUAUUGUAUCUGAUAUUAAGAGGCUUAUUACAUGCCCUGCUGUAAUCCAUAAACACGCUGCUGUAUGUCUGUAUUAAAAAACAUAAAAUGAUUUACACACCAACAUAAUA